Molecule: messenger RNA, 2806 nt
Organism: Capsaspora owczarzaki ATCC 30864
Lineage: Eukaryota; Filasterea; Ministeriida; Capsasporidae
Product: vinculin
Exons: 4
Coding region: 68-2572 (834 amino acids)
Biological process (GO): cell adhesion
Molecular function (GO): actin filament binding
Source: RefSeq, a predicted model, not a curated record
AAAAGCUCAGUUUUUGAUUUUUUCUUUUUUGUUUAGAAACCAACAAAAGUCAUACAAAGUCGAAAUCAUGCCGCUCGUCCCCGUCUACACGCAAACCGUCGAAUCCGUGCUCCUGGGCAUUGGCGAAGGCAUUACGCAGCUCAUGAUCAUUCAGGAGCAGGCUGCCAAGGCGAACGCAGCCAUGCCGGAUCUCACAGGCCCUGCUGCGAGCGUGUCGGCCGCCAUCCUCAACCUGGCAAAGGAGGCUCGCUCGCUCUCGGAGGAGACGGAUGACGAGCAGGUCCGUGUGGACUUGAAGAAGGCCUCGACGAUUGUCGACCAAGCCGUCAACGACCUCAAUUCCGCUGCCGCCAAGCUCAAGGCUGCACCGACCGACAAGACUGCCUCUCUGCAGCUCGUGGAAGGUGGUCGCGGCACUGUCAACGGAACGGCUGCGCUUCUCGACGCCUUUGACCAGUCGGAUGUCCGAAACAUUCUCAAGCAGGCCCAGGUUGUCCUCUCCCAGCUGGAGACCAUGCGCCCCUGCAAGACUGAGGCAGCCCUUGUCGACGGCGUGCGCACAAUCUCGACCCAGUUGCUCGAUCUGGCCCAGCUCACCGAGGAGCGCCAGCAGUCGCUGACCCUCGCCAAGCUCAAGCAAGAGCUGGUCGACGCCAACGACGUGCUCCGCAACCAGUCGCCCUCCAUUCUGCUUGCCCUCAAGCUGUACAUUAUGAACCAGUCGUCCCCCGAUACUGCCACCAACCGCGACAACUCGUUCAACCGCCUUCGCGACUCGGUCAACGAGAUUACCCGUCUCGUCCAGCUCAAGUACUACGGCGUCGACGACAAGGCCAACCCCACCAUGGGCACCGCCUUUGAGAGCCUCCAAAUGCAAGUCGCUCGCAUUGCUGCCAACCCCAACCUUGCUGCCGCCGCACUUGCGCCGCACGGCGACUUUGCCCGCCAGCUCGACGUCAUUGUGCAGCAGGCCCAGCAGCAGGCGAACGCUCAUGCGUCCUCGCCCAUGCGCGCCGACAUUCUCGGCCACAUGCAGCGCGUCCAGGCCAUUCGCGACGAGGCUGCCCAGCUUGCCGAGCGCAUCAAGGCCAACCCGAGCGACGAAGUUGCGCAGGCUCGCUUUGCCGAGCUCAUGGACGAGCUUCCCCGCGAGCUCCGCCUGCUCGAGAAGGCACUUGCCGACGACGCCAUCCACGCCCAAAUGGCCGUGUUUGCCAACGUUGCCGAGCCGCUCUCUGCGAUCGUGCAGGCAGCCCAGAGCGGCAACGCUGCUGACGUCAACGCGGCCGGCGUUGAGCUCCAGAGCCAGACCGCCACGCUGGUCAAGGCGUCGCGAACGGUUGCUUCCAACGCUCCCGACUCGGAAGUCAGCAAGGAGAUUAACACGCUGUCCAAGCAGCUUGAGGAUCUCGUUCCCCAGAUUGUCGUUGCCGCGCGCCUUGUGGCUGCCAACCCCGACGACCAAGCGGCUCGUGCCAACCUCGACCUGCUCAUGAAGAGCUGGGACAGCAAGGUUGCCCGCCUCAACGAGCUUUCCGAGCAGGUCGCCCAGCCCCACGCCUUCCUCGAAGUCGCCGAGCGCACCAUUGCCGCCGAAGUUGCCAAGGCCAAGGCCGCCGUCACCGCUCAAGACAAGCCCAGCUUUGACAAGGCCGUCAAGAACAUUAAGGCAACCGCCGCUCGUGCCGGUCGUCUUGCUGCUGCAGAGGAAAAGAACACUGACGAUGCCGAUUUCCGCAAGAAGAUGGCCGAGCGUCGUGCGCGUAUUGAAGCCUCCAUCAACGGCUUGGAGCCGACCAUGAACAAGGCCUUCACCUCCCGAAACGCUGCCGAUAUCGACGCUGCAGUGCAGCCUGUUACCUCGAGUGUCUCGGAACUCAAGAAGGAGAUUGCCCAGUCUCAAGGCAUCGAGGCUUCUGGCUCUGGCUCUGGCGCAGGUGCUGCUGGCGCCGGCAGCUCACAGGCUGGCUCUGCCUCUUCGACUGCCAUUGCCAACGAGGUUCGCAAGUCAGAGGAGAAGCAGGUUGCGGAAAUUGCUGCUGCCGCCGGCGUUUCUCCCCAAGCUGUUGCCAGCCAUCCCAUUUCUAUUGCUGCAGGCAACCUCAAACUUGUCGCCAGCCGAUGGGACGCCAAGAACAACGCCCUCGUGCAGGCGGCCGACAAGAUUUCGGAAAAGAUGCGCACCAUGGCGGCAUUCUCCAUGCAGCCCAACAACAAGAAGGACAUGAUCGACAUGGCCAAGUCGAUGGCUAGCGAGGUUGCCGAGAUUGUCAAGCUCGCCAAGGCCGCUGCCGAGCAGUGCUCCGACCGCCGACUGAAGGCCAACCUCCUGCAGCUGUGCGACAAGAUCCCAACCAUCUCGACCCAGCUGCGUAUCAUUGCCUCUGUCAAGGCUGCCAACCCAAGCGACAGCGACGCCGAAACCCAGCUUAUUGCCGGCUCCAAGAACCUCAUGGAUGUCGUCACCGAGAUUGUCAAGGGCACCGAAGCUGCUUCGCUCAAGUCGUUCUCCAGCGUUGCCUCCACCGCAAACGUCGCACUUCAGUGGAAGCGCAAGGCUCUUGGCCAUUAAUUCAUCUUCUGCGAGCUCUUUUUUUUUUUUGUUUGCUUACUUGACUGCCUUGACCCCCCUCCUCGCUUUGCUUUUGCGUUCUGUUGUACUUUUGUGUAUUGUGCCGCUCUUUGUCUUUUGUGUUUGACUUGUGUCUUUUCUCCACCAACCAAAAUUUGUGUGGGCUUGGCUCCCAACUUUAUCAAUUUCGGUGUUUGAUGUGCUUUGCCAUUAAAUGGAGUCGUUUAUGAACAA